UUUAUAAAGCUCUUAUCGUAGAAAUAACUUCACAAAGUGCUGAACAGUACAAAAAUACAGAAUACAACAAUGCAAUAAAAACAUCAUGGAGCCAUCCAGGCUGCAGAGGCUGCAUCUCUGCCUGAUGAUUUCACUGAUAAGGUGCUAACUUCUUCUUUCCACUCUUCAGAGACGUCCUUCUCCACCUCACUCUGUCCUUUUUUCUCACAACUACCUCCACAUGCUGUCAAACUGAGGAUUCUCAUAAAUUUGGUUCUCAGCACAUUUUCAGAUUCCUGCAGUUUAAGCUACAUUUUGAAACCUGAUCUUUUCAUGAGCACAACCAGCAAUAUGCCUGAGCAGGAUAACCAUUAAUAUUUGUUUUGAAUCCUAUUUGAGGAUUUUUGUCAUUAUGAAGAGAAAACCUAAACAAUUCAGAUAUUAAGAUUAACCAGCUGAGGGGAAACAAAGCUUUUCCAGCAUACAGGGGAAACUUACAAAAUAUAAACACUUUUUUGCUCCAAAUCAUGUUUUUCCACGUUUUCACUAAGAGUWUAAUUUCAUCUCAAUGCAUUUCUUUCUGUGUGCAACAAAGUGAAACUUCUCAGUCAGUGGAACAGGAUCCAGUUCCACAGCUGGAAAAUGUUGUGGCAGCUCAACACAGGUGGGCUCAGUUCUGCCUUCACCUGCUGAGUGAAGUCAGUCUUUGUCCCUGAUUUUGAUUCAUUGUUCUCCCAGUUCAAAAGAACGUAAGGCAUUGUUUUUUCCCCUUGUAAUACUACGUGGCUUCUGCAGCCUACCUGUUUUGCUGAGGAGGCGUUCUGAUUGGCAGCUCUGGAUUUAUUGCUCAGCAGGAUUUGCAUAAAGGAGUCACGAGACUUCCAAGCUUUGUGAAAGUCAGGAAGAGGAAAGUUUCCUGUUUACCUCAGAACAGGUUUGGGCUGUCGUUGACGAGGAAGGAGUGUGAAGUAAAGAUCCUGGUUUUCACUUCGCUGCAUCGUGAGCCACACACUUCCCUCCAGCCCAACAUGGACUCCCUCAAAGGGCUGUGCCCCCAUCCCAGUAUUCCUGUGGAGACGGAUGAGAGGAUGGCAGCUCCCAGUCCUGACGCGUCUUGGCUCCCCUCCUGUCACAUCUGCAGUGRACCUGAAGAGACCAGCAGGACAGCAGAGAGACACUGUGAGCCUCUGAGGGGUUCAGGCCUCAGUAGGUGCCAUGAGGACCGUUACUGGCAGGAAGCAGCAGCAGCACACCCAGGACCCGCAAGGCCCCCCUACUCGGCAGAUGUUCAGUCACAUUUGUACAGACAGGAGCUGAGGAGUGGUCCCAGUUCUGGAAGCCCUUCAAACUGUGUCUGGGGUCACUCCAUGGAACAGGCAGAGUCCCUGGAGCCCCCCCUGCCGCUCAUGUCGAACUACAACUACGACCCGUGUCCAGCACCACGACACAGACYUCACCUGCCAGGAGUCCUCCUCUGAGGCCCGUUCUCAGUGAUGCUCCAGGUGUUCCUCAUGGAUGCUGUCCUCAGGGCCCUCCUCCCUCUGAAGUGAUGCAUGAGGUCAGUGUGACCUGCCCUGGUCCAGCAGGUCCAGGAGCAGUCACAGGGGAGGUGAGGAGAACCAUCAGCCUGCCUGAGGAGUGCAGAAAUGUCUUCAUCACAUAUUCAGUGGAUGCAGCGAAAGAAAUCAUUCCMUUUGUCAGGUUUCUGACCGGUCAGGGAUUCAACCCAGCAAUCGACAUGUUUGACAGUCCCCUCAGAAGAAUGGGAAUCACGAAAUGGAUGGACCGCUACCUGAACGAUAAAUCGGUGCUGAUCAUUGUGGUCAUCAGCCCCAAAUACAAGGAGGACGUGGAUGGAGUUGGAGACGAUGAGCACGGCCUGCACACCAAAUACAUCCACAACCAGAUUCAAAACGAGUUUAUCCAACAAGGCUGUCUGAACUUCAGACUGGUGCCGGUCUUGUUUCCUAACGCAACCAAGAAACACGUGCCCAGCUGGCUCCAGAGCACCAGGAUCUACCACUGGCCCAGCGACACCCAGGACCUGCUGCUGCGCCUGCUGAGGGAGGAACGCUACAUCAUCCCACAGCGAGGCGCUGACCUGACCCUCACUGUUCGCCCUCUGUGACGACAAACAGGAACUCCUCACACAGAUUGUCAAACACUAAGAUGUCGUUUCUGUUUUUAGUUUCAUUAGUUUGGUAGAAUUCUGAUUUACUUCAGUAUUUUAUGAUCCUGUUCUUCAUUAGCCUGGCCCUUGUCUUCCUACACUGUUCCACUCAAUUCUAGUUUCCCAAAGCGAAGAA
Molecule: messenger RNA, 2285 nt
Organism: Austrofundulus limnaeus
Lineage: Eukaryota; Metazoa; Chordata; Actinopteri; Cyprinodontiformes; Rivulidae
Gene: traf3ip2a
Product: TRAF3 interacting protein 2a
Biological process (GO): humoral immune response; positive regulation of canonical NF-kappaB signal transduction
Source: RefSeq, a predicted model, not a curated record